Molecule: messenger RNA, 4306 nt
Organism: Anguilla anguilla (European eel)
Lineage: Eukaryota; Metazoa; Chordata; Actinopteri; Anguilliformes; Anguillidae
Gene: icmt
Product: isoprenylcysteine carboxyl methyltransferase
Exons: 5
Coding region: 9-887 (292 amino acids)
Biological process (GO): C-terminal protein methylation
Cellular component (GO): membrane; endoplasmic reticulum
Molecular function (GO): protein C-terminal S-isoprenylcysteine carboxyl O-methyltransferase activity
Source: RefSeq, a predicted model, not a curated record
UUUCCAACAUGGCAGGCAGUAAGUUAGUAUUGGAGGGGCGAGUUAGUAUUACAAGCUUUAUUUUGGGAUUCGCUUUUAUGAUAAUUCCUUUAAUUGUAUCUCUAGGAUCCCAUAUUGAAUGGGUAUUCGACUAUCUUACUGGAAUAAGGGGGAAAAUAGCAAUUGCACUCUACAUAGCGGUUGCUAAUGGCUUCUUGCUACUCAUAUACAAAGGACCUCUCUAUCAGGUUGCGGUGCGAGCCUGUUUCCUGGGAUUCACGUUCGGGUGUGGCCUGUUAAUCAGCUUUGGCCAAACUACGUGGACACACUUUGGCUGGUACAUGAGUUCCCUGUCUUUCUUCCACUACUCGGAGUACUUGGUGACGGCCAUCAUUAACCCUCGGAGCCUGUCUCUGGACUCCUUCCUGCUCAACCACAGCGUGGAAUACACUGUGGCAGCCGUGUCCUCAUGGGUGGAGUUCAUUGUGGAGAAGCUGCUGAUCCCAGAUCUAAAGCAGCUACGCUGGCUGAGUUUUGUGGGCCUGCUGAUGGUGCUGUUUGGGGAGGGUCUGCGUAAGUCUGCCAUGCUGACUGCUGGGUCCAACUUCAACCACAUCGUCCAGAACGAGAAGGCCCAGAGCCACGUGCUGGUCACCAGCGGUGUCUACUCCUUCUGCCGACACCCCUCCUAUGUGGGCUGGUUCUGCUGGAGUGUGGGCACGCAGGUAAUGCUGUGCAACCCUGUGUGUGUGCUGGCUUAUGCAUUGGCCAGCUGGCGUUUCUUCCGGGAGCGAAUCGAAGAGGAAGAGAUCUCGCUCAUCCACUUCUUCGGUGAUGAGUACGUGGAGUACAAGCGCAAGGUGCGCUCAGGUCUUCCCUUCAUCCAGGGCAUCCGAGUGGGGUCCUAAUCUUCCCCGGCUAACAAUUCAGGAAAAGGGGAAAACAAAUCUGGAGAUCCACCAUAGAUAGACUGGUGUGGUGGGCAGGCUAGUAGCUUGGUGACACUGUUGUGGCCUGCCUCUGGUGGCCUGGAGGACCAAGGUCAUCGCUGCACAUGGAGACACUGGCAUACUGUGCACCGCAGAGCCCUGCCCCGGCCCCUUGACAGACAGACCUGUCUGGCCAAUGCCACGGCCCUCAGACCACCACCUGUCACAUCACUCACCUGUUUGUUUAGCGUCUUCUGUUCUCACUUAGAUGGGUUGUUCAUUUUAUGUCAAAACCUUCCUUCUCAAUUUUACACACAUAUCCUCAUGAUUUAUAAAAGACAGUAUUCAGUUUAUUCCUUGCCUAUCUGUAAAGACUGCAGGUAAUACCGUCAAUUAAUUAUUUUAAUUUAAAACAUUUUUUAGCUUGAAAUCCGAGACUUAAUUGAAAAUAAUUUCUGACAGCUUAGCCUCAGUUGAUGUCUGUGUGUGCUGAGAACUUAGUUUCCCAUGAUCCCAUUCUGACUGCUUGGUCUGUCUUAUGCCCCUCCCCACUCCAUGAUGAACCCAGUUGUGUAAGCAACAGUCAGUCUGGAGGUGCACUCGCUGUAUCUGUGAUCACUCUAACUUGUAGCUGUUAUUAUUAUUUUUCUCCAGCAGAUACAUUUGGCUGCAUUAGUCUUCUAUCUAUAGGGGGAGACAAAGUCAAGUUUUCUCCUCAGCUGCUAAAGUGUUAGCCUCACUUGUCAGGAUCAUAACCUUUAUGGUACUAUGAGCUCGAUCAAUUUAACACUCAGUGACGAAAUGGCCAGUUACCACUUCUGAUGAAUCAAUACCUGUAGGUGGGACUUAAGUUGGAAUGUGGCAAUUAAAACCAGCUCACCUAUUAAUCAGUAACAAAACUGAGUAAAACUUGCUAGAACCAAUCAGAUUGCAGGAAACAAAUCUUCCCUUUCCUUGUGUUGAGACUCAAGACUGCUGAAGUUAGCCUAUACGCCCUUGCAUUUGAUCAGAAGGUCUUUUAAUCUUAAGCGUAGAUUUACUUUGCAAUGUGCGGCUUCUCUCUGCCCCUUGUUGAUUGGCAGUAAUUGGCUACUAUUAGCCAUAUACUCUUCGGUAUCAUUCAUGCAUUUUCAGCAGAGAAUUUGCAGAUUUACAGUUACAUGCAGCUUUUACACAAUGACUACCCUUGUCCUUGUGGCAUGCAAGAGGUAAUAUGUGAAAUAUAUCCAGUUUACAGUGCUGCCAUCUGUGGAAUUAUGACACUUGGCUGAGGUAUCAAGGAUUUGUGACACAUCUGGUUUAGCAUGCUAAGAAUUAUAGGAAAUUUGGAAAGCCAAUCCAAUUGACUGUUUUCUAUAGCCUAAUUCUUUACUGUACACCUAAAAUAUGACCUCACCUACAAUAAUCUGGCAUGUGUCUGUAUGCAAUUUGGGUAGAAGACCCAAAAGAUACAAUAUCUGUGGAUAUUGGAUCAGAUGCAGUCCAUUAUCUGACUAGUUUUCAAUGUAAAAACAGUAUGGCUUGAAUGAAGCUUAUUUUUUACCGGAGUGUAAUUCCCAAAUGAAAAAUUGCUUAUAAGAAAAAAUUGGAAUCUCAUCAAUAUCAAUAUCAUAAACACUAUUGGCGUGGAGGGAAAGCAUGUGUGAAAUGACCAAUUUGAAAUGAGGUGGAUCCCUCCCAUUAGAUAUUUGAAUUCUUUAGGGAAGCAUCCCACUACUAUUCUGGCUAGUGGGGUUCAGUUGCUGUGAACUAACGUGCUUGCGAGUGGAUUCAAUUCGUAGUGGAAUAAUGGGAUAGAAAUUUGUCAGUUGAAGAGUUAUAAUGUAACUAUGUUUGGAGUUUAUAAACUCAGGAGUCAAUUUUUAUAGCACGUUUGGCCGAAAAAUGUUAGCAGUAUUUGAGUUCAAAAUGGCAGUGUAGCAUUACAGGUGUUCCCCAGAAAUAAUUUUGAUUUAUAGAAGUAAAAACUUGGGGGGAAAAACUUGCCUGCUUAGAAUCACAGGUUGAAGUUUUAGCAGGAAGUAGAAGACCUUAACAUUGGCAGAUGUUUGCUAAGUGACCCACUUAGAAGUGUUCUGAUACUUCACCUGUGGCUCCUCCUCAGUCCAGUUGGCAUAUUAGGUCUCGGUUAUAUCAGGUCUUGGUCUGCCUUUAGACAUUAAUUGUGAAUGGUGACAAUCAAAGUAAAGUUUUUAUUCCUGUUAUUUAUAUGUAGAGAGACUGCCUUCAGUUGUAGUGUUUUGUUGCACGUGAUAUUCAGAGAAUAUUUGUGGUUGAGUUCUUAUCUGAAAUACCUCCUUAUUGACAGCUAGGCUAGCGGCUGUUGUUUUAUAUUAUACGCGUGCAGAUUUUUUUGAUAGCGCACAUUGACUUGAAAAUGUGCAUUUUCAUCACUACAUGCUAUGGUGACAGUGAGUAGCAGACUGCUCACCAGUCUCCCAGUGCUAUCAGACAACCUUCUAGCUCACAGAGCAGUCUGCUUACAAGCCAAAAACUUUCUGUGGUCUCUCAAAGGCUUUCAACACAACCUGCAAUUCACAGGAGUGCACGUGGUACUGAUGUAGCUGCUGUUUACGGGGUUCCCAUCAUAAACAAAAAGCACUGGAAGAAUUUUUGAUUCUUGAAAUGUCAAAUCAUCACACCAGCUCACUUGGCUCACCAUCUUGCCGUUAUUUAUGAUGAGGUAUGGCGAUAUCAGUGUGCUGAUAUUACGAACAAAUUGCUUGCUGCCUUGAAUAUUGAUAGUUUUAUAAAACGUCAAAAUAAACCCCCCAUUAUGUCUUAUUGGCAUUGCCAUUCACAGCAUUGUUGCUGAUGCAAUAACUAUUGAAGGCUUCCUGCUGAUCCAUAAAAGCUUAAUUUACAUGUAUCAAAAAGUACAUCAUUUGGAUGGGAACCUCAUGUCUGCAAAACAUUUUCUGUUUUGCACUCUUUCUUCCUCUCAAUUUUCCUCUUUACUUUGGCUGUGCACUGAAAUCAGUUGAAUGACAGAGAACAACUCAUUCUGCAUUCCUGGGUUUUAGAUACUUUGGAAAAAUUGCAGCGAGGUGAUGCCACUUUUAUUCAGAGGUUUUAAGUCCUCCAUUUAAGGAAAGGUAAUUGAUCUAGAAUGUCUGUCCCCUCACUGGUUUGUUCAUUCUUAGGUUUACUUGUAGUAAACUCUAGUUCUACAUUUGAAGCACUUGGGGAAAACAAUAAAGUUUUUGAAUGUGUGUGAUCACGCUGUUCACAUUCCACCUUUUGAAAAACAAACCUUUUAUGGUUUAUUUCCAGAUUUGAUUAUACAUAAUUACUGUAUCAAGCAUAGUUGAAUUGUUUUUAUACAUAUGUAUUGCACUUUAUUAAAAGGUUCAUGGGUUGGGGCAUAUACUUCAAUAAACUUGCUUGAAUCAUUGAAA